Alligator mississippiensis (American alligator) is the source of this 6294-nucleotide messenger RNA. RefSeq names its product RAB38, member RAS oncogene family (gene RAB38). The record is from RefSeq and is a predicted model, not a curated record. Gene Ontology annotation, biological process: endosome to lysosome transport; phagosome-lysosome fusion. The transcript is spliced from 3 exons. Gene Ontology annotation, molecular function: GTPase activity; GTP binding. NCBI's taxonomy places the organism in Eukaryota, Metazoa, Chordata, Crocodylia, Alligatoridae. Gene Ontology annotation, cellular component: trans-Golgi network; Golgi apparatus; phagocytic vesicle. Bases 125 to 763 code for a protein of 212 amino acids.
AGGGAAGUCUCCACCUCCUUUCUCUCUUCCCUCCCUAGUUUUUCAGUCCCUCUCUCCCCCUCAGCCUGGCAGGAGUCCACGGGCAGAGCAUGCGAUCAGUUCACAGGGAACAGCAGCAGGGAAGAUGCAGAAAUCUACUCAGAAGGAGCAUCUCUACAAACUCCUAGUAAUUGGGGACCUGGGAGUGGGUAAAACCAGCAUCAUCAAGCGCUAUGUCCACCAGAAUUUCUCCCCCCACUACAGGGCCACCAUUGGAGUGGACUUCGCCUUGAAGGUGCUCAACUGGGAUACAGAUACCGUUGUACGACUGCAGCUCUGGGAUAUUGCUGGUCAGGAAAGGUUUGGAAACAUGACAAGGGUCUAUUACAGAGAAGCCAUGGGUGCAUUUAUUGUCUUUGAUGUUACAAGACCAGCGACAUUUGAAGCAGUGACAAAAUGGAAAGAGGAUUUGGACUCUAAGUUGAUUCUCCCUAAUGGCAAACCUGUGUCAACAGUUCUCUUAGCAAACAAAUGCGACCAGGGAAGAGAUGUUCUUACAAACAACGGCAUCAAGAUGGAUCAGUUCUGCAAGGAUAAUGGGUUUGUGGCAUGGUUUGAAACAUCAGCUAAGGAAAACAUAAACAUCGAUGAAGCUUCCAGGUGCUUGGUGAAACACAUAAUUGCUAGUGAGAGUGAUUCAAUGCAACCCAUUGAACCGGAUAUUAUAAAACCACACUUGAAUUCUUCCAAGAUUGUCACUUGUUCAGCUUGCUUUAAAUCCUAAGGGACUUCCAGACUAUUCCCGGAUACUUGAGCUGAGCAAGUAACUCACAAGGAAUGUUUUCUCCAGCACAUACAGAUUAUUCCUCUGCUCACUGAACACCCAUGAGCAAAUUGAGAUUUUCUCAAGUGUAUUUGAUAUUUAAAAGUAUUCAAUGAUUUUUUGACCCCUUGGCUUGAGUAUGAAUGCUCAUAUUCUUUAUGAGUACUUGAUAGUAACUACUAAAAUUGUCUCAGUUUGGUGUAAUUGGUCAGCUAGGUCACAUAAGGCUGUUCCUGCUUUCUGAUGAAGUGUCCACCCACCUCUGUAAUGAAUAUUCUGACUGUGAUUUAAAAUUUGGUUACUGCAAGUACUUACCCCAAGGCUUGGCAAUUUGCUUUCUAAGAACAUUUCUCAUUAAGCAGCUGCGUGAAUGUUCACUAAAAGCAAAUACAAAAGGUGACAGGAGCCAGUAUUUUUUCAGGUUUUGCCAGGCUCUAUUGAGUAUAUAUUACAAAAGAUCACACUAACACAUGAAACAUCAUUUGUGGUAGUGCAGAGCAUUGAACUGGCAGUCAGCAGACCUGGAUUCUUUUACCAGCUUUGCCAAUGACCUCAUGUGGGACCCUGAGCAAGUUACUAACAUUUUAUGCACUUCUUUUACUCAUGCAACCCUUGACUUAUCAUACCUUUUUUUUUUAGACUAUAAGCUCUUUGGGAUGGGGAGAGAGGCUGUCUCCUACAAUGUGUUUAUUCAGUGCCUAACACAGUGGGCCUCGUUGGGUCUUCCAGACACUACUGUAAUAUAAAUAAUAAUUUCAGUGAAUGGCAAGACAGAUAUGAACAGACGAUACAGAGAGAAGCUUUUGGGGAGUUUUUGUAUGGGGAGAAUCCGGUUCUCAAAAUCAAAGCAUCUCAUAGCUGAAUCUGCUACUAAACCGCUUGCACUUCAGAGCAGCAGAAUCAAGGACACUGUCUUAACUAAUCAAAGGCUGGUAUAUACUGCUUGAAACUCCAGGUUGUAAAUAUAUUUUUGUCACAGAGUUUCAGAGUAAGAGACAAAACAGAAGUCAUUACUUUAAAACAAGCAGGCAAACAAAAUGUGCCAAUGACAAAAUGGGCUCACUUAUCCAGCUGGAUGUAUUCAGAGAAAAGUGUUUUCAAGCUUAGGGAACUCCUGAUUUUUAAUUUAACCUCUGACAGGCUUCCACUGUGCUCUGGGUCAAGUCACUUAACUUUACUGUUCCAGUUUCCACGUCUGUAAAUCAGAGAUACUGGUAACUGUACUUGCCUACCUCACAGGGUUUUUUGCAGGUUGAUAGUUGUGUGCUGCUGCAAGAUUAAAAGCAUUGUACAAGUGCUAAGUACUACUAUUGCUCAGAUUGAAAUAGAAUGACCGAGAGCCCUAUAGCACGGAUACACGGCCCUCUGAUGUCUUAUACUUUUUAACAGAGAAAGGGCUAAUCUUCACUGUUAACUUAAGUUACUUCUCUUUGAGUGUUGCAUCGCUGUGAUCACUCUCUAGGCACACCGAAUGAUCAGAUUAGUACCUGACAAAUUGUGCUAAUUCAAGCUGUAGCUGCAUUCUCACUGCUUUCAUUAGCAUAGAUGUCACCAUAAAGGUCCAACUGACAGGCUAGCACAAUCAAGCUUAACUCUAGCUCAGAAUCUGUGUGUGUGGACAGGAGUUGGGUUAAGGAUAACACUCAGGUUAGACCUUGAGCUAACACUACAAUGAAAACAGCAUAUUGUCUCACUUUCCUAUAAGCUAACAUGUCUCAGACUUCUGCCAAACUGUGUUGUAACCUGGUCCCCAGGUUAUUGAUGUCUUUUAACUGUCAUCAUAAAUAGCAUGUCUUCAGAUGUUUCCAAUCUGUGUUCAUUAAGCAGUAAGGUAAUUUCCUCCCACAAAUAACUGUUUGAGAGCUUUGCUUCACUAAGGACGUAGGCAAAUUAUUUGCUUGCUAAAAAGAAGCAAAAAUAAAACAGAGAAAAAAAAACGUUAUUUUUCCUCCUCAAUGUACUGUAUUAAUGUUCCAACCAUCCUGCUUUGGCUCUACUAUGGGACCUUUACCACAACCAAGGAUUCAGACCCAACUUUCCAUGUUGGACAAAUAGAGUUCCAUAACCAGGGCCGAAUUUGGCUCUGACUGGAUUGCACAAGAUGUACUGAGGCUACAUUGCUUGAUCGUCACACUUAUCAAUGCAUCAAUGCAGUACAAUACUGGUCUCUUUUAACUUAUGUAAUAAAUUACAUAAUUCCAGAAAACUUGCUAUUGAGCGCACACAGUUUUUAUGCUGCAGAAGUGAUGACCAACUUUCUGGGUACUUGCAAUAAAUCAAUAAAUACAGGAAUGACACCUGUGCUGUGAGUUAAUGGAGCCUCAGCAAGCUGCACUCAUUUGGGGACUCCAAAGUAAAAGCUCUAUAAUUAAGAAUUAAAGUAAUUACCUGUGGCCAAAUCCUUUCAGGGUAGAUUAUAAAAGGUAGCUGUAUUAUUUGAAUUCCUGCAUGGAUAGAAUUUCCUUAUGUCAUUCAGGAUAAUCUCAUGAGGUUCAACAAGGACAAGUGCAAAGGCCUACACUUAAAAUGCAAGAAUCUCAUGCACCAAUACAGGCUUGGGACCAAGUGGCUAAGCAACAACUUUAAAGAAAAGGACCUGGGGGUUACAGUGGACAAUAAGCUGACUAUGAGCCAGCUGUGUGCCCUUGCUGCAUUAGUAGCACCGUUGCCAGAAGAUUGAGGGAAGUAGUUAUUCCCCUCUGUACUCCACUGGUGAGGCCACAUCUAGAGUCCUGUGUCCAGUCCCCCCCGCUCAACUACAGAAAAGAUGUGGAGAAGUUGGAGAGAGUCCAGCAGAGGGCAACAAAAAUGUUUACGGGGCUAGGGCACAUGAUUUAUGAGAAGGGGCUGAGGGAACUGGGUUUAUUUAAUCUGCAGAAGAGAAGACUGAGGGGGGAUUUAAUAGCAGCCUUCAGCUCCCUGCAGGGGGGUUGCAAAGAGGAUUAAACUGGACUGUUCUCAGUGGUGGCAGAUGACAGGACAAGAAGCAACCAUCUCAAGAUGCAGCAAGGGAAGUUUAGGUUAGAUAUUAGGAAAAACUUUCUCACUAGGAGGAUGGUAAAGCACUUUCUCACUAGGAGGGUGGGUUACCUAGAGGGGUGGUGGAUCCCCAUCCCUUGAGGCUUUUAAGGCCUGGUUCAACAAAGCCCUGAAUGAAAUGAUCUAGUUGGGGAUGGUUCUGCUUUGAGCAGGGGGUUGAACUAGAUGUGACCUCCUGAGGUCCCUUUCAACCCUAAUUUUUUAUGAUUCUAUGAUAUAGUCUAUGCCAUCUUGCUAUCUCUGUUGUUUACAAGAGUGCGGUUUUUCAUUCUAUGGACAAUGUAAGUCAAAAAGACUUUUGUCCUGGACUCCUGGAAUAUCCUUGACCUUGUUAUGGGAAGAUAUAGGGUAUGGUUCUCUAAAGCAGGCACCUUGGCCGCAUCUACACAGGACGCUGACUGCACAGUUGUUACUGUGCAGUCAUUUAGUACUUGUAAAAACAUGUAUAAACUAGGGGUGUGUGAAAUGGGCCAUAUUCGAUUUGGAUUUGGAUUUGGCCCAGGGAUACUGAUUUGAUUAGUUGAUUUAGAUCAUUGUCCCUGAUUCAAUUUGGCCAAAUCUGAAGAUUCAUUGCUGAUUCGGAGAAUCAGGGAUUCAGCCAUAGAUGCAGCUUUAAAUAUUAUUUCUACAUACCUCAAGGUACCAGGAGCAGCCCAUGAACACUGUGAUGCUGAGGUGGAUGGAGCAUCCCACAGGAGUGCAGGGAAGUAUUUCUGGUCCACUUCUGGGUCUACCGGGCAGCACACUGGAGGGCCCCACCACAUCCUCCAGCUCGGUGAUCAGCUACAGAGGGACUGCAGGUGCCCACCCCAGACUCAGGAGGCACCAGUCGUUGAGCUGACGGGGUGCAGGGGGGGGCCCAUGUGCUCUCCAGUGGACCUAGAAGUGGACCAGAAGUGCUUCUGGUCCACUUCUGGGUCUGCUGCCAAGUGCACUGGGCUCUCCCCCCAUGCUCCUGUGGGACACUUCAUCUGCCCCACCAUUGCAACAUUCAUGAGCCACCUGGUACCUUGAGGUAUGUAGAAAAAACAUUUAAAGCUGUGUCUAUGUCCAAAUCUCCGAGUCUUUCUGAAUCUCUCCAAAUCAAUUCGGAGGGUUUCGAUUCGAUUUGGAGAGAUGAAAGGGUCUCUUGGUUUGAUUCGGAUUCAGAGAUUCAGCCACCAAUUGGGCCAAAUCUCCACUGAAUCAAAUCAAAGACCGAAGCUUCACACAGUCCUAGUAUAAAUGAGUAGUAAAUGCCUGCAUAGUAACCUGAGUUAGUGCCAACAAACAUCCUGUAAUGCUACUGCACACUAGCCUAAUACUACUGCUCAGUAGUGUUGCAUCAUGGUUUUUGCCACGUGAUGCUACUGUGCAGUCAGCGUCUCAUGUAGAUGCAGCCCUUGUGUAUUUGAUUCUAGGGGGAAGUGAACAGAAAGUGGACUUAAAAAUUAUAUCAGAUCUGAAUUUUUCAAGGUAUCUCACAGUAUCUUUGUACUGGUAAUGAGCCUGCAGACUGAUAGGGAGUGGGAAACCAGGACUGAAACCUCUUGAAAAGGAGACAUUUCUUUUCUUUUUCCCUAGUACUCUGGAAACAUUUUGAUACUUUAGUGCUAGGCUUUCCAAGCCAAGGCACCCACAAGUCUAGCAAUAAUAAUGCCAGUUUGCAUUUUUAUAUUAUCUUACAUCUUUGGCUUCCUGUACAAAGACCUGACUUUUAAACACUCCCUGAGAAACAGGUAAAUAUUAUGAACUGAGCUUUUCAGAUGAGAAACCUGGCACACAAAAGAGCACAUUCUUCUUUACUGAACCUGAAAGAUCACAAUGAAUCUGAUGGGGCUGGCUUCCAUGAGAGCUCCAGGCAGCUGGCCCCUCUUAUGAACCGCCUUUAUGCUACUUCUGCAUUGUUUUUGUAGACAACAAAGUUUUCCUGAAAUUUUUCCAAUCAGAAAUCCACUUAUUUCCAGUAGCAGCUAGUCUGAGGAUCACGAGUUGCUUUGCAUGUACUUCCUUGAUUAUUUAUUGGACAGCUGAUCUUGUUUUGGGUGCCUUCCUUAUUUUUAUAACAUAAUCAGACUUGUUAUAUUUUUGUACAGGAUCUUGUCCAUCUGGAUUAAAUGGAACUUGUUAAAUACAUUUUAAUGCAGGGAAAUGCAAUUUGUGUCAAUUGCUGAGAGACAGUCAAUGCAAAUAUUUUACUGCACCACAAUUUAUGCAUGUGACAGAAGGUCCUUAUUCAUAUUUUUGGCAGAACAUAGAGUAUAUAUGUUUUGUAAAAUGAAUUCAUUAAACAAGUAAAGAAACCUUUGCUAUGGCCCCAUGCAAAAUUCAGCUGUUCUUUUAUGAAACCCAUCUUCAAUUCAUGCUUUUCUUUUAGAAUUAUUUUGAUUGGUGAUGUUAAAUAUAAUUUGUCCCUUCAUCUUGUGAGAAGAUGUGCUUGGCAUUAAUAAAAAUGUUACAUAUUUGAACAAAAA